CAGCAUAGUGUACAGUCGGCCUAUAACCUUUGUCUACGAUGAAAUAACGACCGUUCGAAGAUUCAUGAAAGUUGUCCUAAUCCCUGUCGUUGUUGUGAUGUCAUUGGUAACCACAACGUCACAAUCGACGUGGAUGUCAGCCGUCCAUACACGUUUUGACGUCACGUCAUUCGGACGUCACAAUCUGGUGUUGCUUGGCAAUCUAAUAUACACAAGCACAGAGAACAGCAGUGUUGUCACGGGUAGAUUAUAACAGGUAAGUUACAGAUGAUGGAGCAAGACAGGAAUUUUACAGCACGCCCUAGAAACAGACGACUACACGGAUUCAGGUUCCGACUAACAUCCCUGUUGCAAGAGGAGACAGCAAUGGAAUGUUGCUCUGAUGUACCAGACACCAUGACAAAGAUGUCCACCCAAGAGUCCGUCGCCAUUAGAGUACAAGGCACUGAAGGGGACGGUUUAGAUGUGUGCCCUGCAAAGCGUCGACGUCUAGAUCCAUCAGAUUCUGCAGCGCCCACCCACCAAGAAGGGAACUCCCUUGAUGUCAACGGCAAUGAACCCACCCGAAUGUCCAGAAUGGAUCUGUAUUAUCUCCAUAAGGCCAAAGAAGUAAAGGAAAUUAAAAAGCUUUUCCAAGAAAAUGGUUUUUUGCCUGUGCCAGACUCAACUGAUCUGACCUUCCUCACAACUGAACUCAAACGCCGACAACACUGUCAAAAACACGGCAUAAAACAUGACAUUAGACUGAUGGAUAUGGGAGGCAACUCUGGAAUCCAGGCGUCAUCAGGACACCAGAGCUUGGGUAACCAGCCAGCAAAUGCAAGAACCAGCAAGCGACACUCUCAACCGUCUUCUGAGGACCAUGAUGUCCCUAGAAAAGUUCGUGUCAUACAGCAAGGCAGACAGUGAUUUCUAACAGACUCAUUUCGAAAUUCUUUUUACUACUUACGUCAUUCUUGACGGAUGGUAUAAAUGUACCAAG
Messenger RNA from Liolophura sinensis, 982 nucleotides. RefSeq lists its product as uncharacterized. Lineage: Eukaryota; Metazoa; Mollusca; Polyplacophora; Chitonida; Chitonidae. The record is from RefSeq and is a predicted model, not a curated record. Bases 268 to 909 code for a protein of 213 amino acids. The transcript is spliced from 4 exons.